This is a messenger RNA of Coccomyxa subellipsoidea C-169, 2391 nucleotides long. RefSeq lists its product as hypothetical. The coding region runs from base 1 to 2391 and encodes 796 amino acids. Gene Ontology annotation, molecular function: ABC-type transporter activity; ATP hydrolysis activity; ATP binding. The record is from RefSeq and is a predicted model, not a curated record. NCBI's taxonomy places the organism in Eukaryota, Viridiplantae, Chlorophyta, Trebouxiophyceae, Coccomyxaceae. Gene Ontology annotation, cellular component: membrane. The transcript has 16 exons.
AUGGCUAACCCUUCGGUGUAUGUGCCAGCGAUUGCUGUGGCUCACACGUUGGGCCUGAUCCUUCUCUUGUACAGCUUGGAGAAGGUCUUCGGCAUCUUUUCCAAGCUAUCACGACGAUUGAGACGGCGUCCGAAGGUCGAGAAGGUUGCAUCAAAGAAGGUGGGCUUUGAGCCGAGGGAGGAGAAUGGCAGCACGAUCCACAAGAUCGAGGAGGAGGAGACGGACGACGCGGCUUCCAUCGCUUCAAGCAGCUCCGAUGACGGAGAUACUGUGCGCAGCAACCACGACUGGGACUCCAGUGCCGACGCGAGGGCAAGGGCAGGCAUCGUUGCCGAAGCCGAGCCCCACGUCCUGACACCUCCUUGGAUCAGGGGCUGUGCCUGCCAGGAGAUUCUGGUGCAGGGGGCCUGCAAGCAUGACAACCGCUGGGUGCCACGCCACAUCAGUGGCAGGCAAGAUGAGGAGGAUGGCCACGCCACAGCAGCCUCAGAGCGCGACCAACAGAUGCUCCUCGACUACCCUGCAGAACUGGCCUGGAGCGGCCUAGCCUGCUCGGUGCUGGACAAGAACACAAUGCAGCAGAAGCAGAUUCUGUACCCUUCUUCUGGCAUGGUGGUCCCAGGAGAGAUGUGCGCCCUUGUGGGCAAGUCCACUCUCCUGGACAUCCUAGCCAUGCGCAAGGGAGGCAAGCUCAUGGGGCAGGUGUGGAUGAACGGCGCGCCGCUGGGGGAGCGGUUCAAGCGUUGCAACGCGUACGUGGCGCAGGAGGAUGUGUUUGUGCCGACGCUGAGUGCGUGGGAGACGCUGCACUUCCACGCCAUCCUGCGCCUGCCCAGGGGCACCAGCCGCGCCGACAUCAAGCAGCGCAUGGACGAUGUCAUGGCAGUCAUGGGCCUCUCACGAGUCCGCACCACCCAGGUGGGAGGAGCUCUGCCAGGAGGCAUCUUGGUGCGAGGCCUCAGCGGGGGUGAGAAGCGGCGGCUGACGAUAUCGUGCUCGCUGAUCGCCAAGCCGAGCAUCCUGUUCUUGGACGAGCCCACGACUGGGCUGGACGCGUUUGCGGCGCUCAACAUAAUGGACCACAUGUCGUGCCUGGCAGCGCUGGGCCACACCAUCAUUGCCUCCGUGGUGGUGCUGUCUGAGGGGUACCAGCUGUACGCUGGCGACCCGAGCCAGGCGGUGCAGUGGUUCAGCGGCACGCUCCAGUACACCUUCAGCCCAGACAAGGACGGCACUGUCCCCGACUGGCUCAUGGACAUGGUGUCUGUCGGAUUCACAAAGCCAAAGGAUGUUGCUGCACGGUCGAUGACGUCACGGGAGGAGGUGGCGAUAGCGGCGGGGGAAUGGGCCGCGCGUUGCGCCAAGGUGGACAACCCCGAGGGGAACGCCAUCCGAGACCUGGCCGCCAACGCCACGUCAGAGGCCAGCUCAGUGCACAAGCUCUCCCCCUGGUCUCGCAGCCGCUACGCCUCCAACUGGGGAACACAGUAUGUGGUCCUGCUGAAGCGCUCUUUGCUGGCGCAACUGAGGAAUCCCACCGACACCACUGCGCGCCUGCUGCUCUCCACCUGGGUCGGCAUGCUUGCCGGGCUGACGUUCUACAACAUCCCGGAGGGAGCGAGCGCGUCCUUCAGGCGCAUGGCAGUCAUCUUCUUCAUCAUGCUACUGUUUGAGCUGCUGCCAUUCUGCUACAUGUCCUUCUAUGUCUUCGACCGCAAAUUCUUCAUGGCCGACCGCGCCGCUGACCUGUACCAUACCUCCGCCUACUAUGUCGCCCACACAACCGCAAGCCUGCCGUUCGUGAUAGUAAAUACCCUGUGCGGGGCCUACUCUGUUUACGGGCUGGCGGGAUUGCACUACGAGUGGCGCGCAAUCCUGCUCUACGGCGUGAUAAUGGUGCUGCAGUCCAUCAUUGCCAUCCAGCUCAUGAUCUUCUGCGUCUACCUCACCCCCAAUCAGGACUUGGCGUACAUAUUGGCGACAGGCUAUGUGGCGAUGUCAAUUCUGCUGUCUGGGUUCCUGCUGCGGCCCAGCCAGCUGACAAUUCAGCCCCUGCUGUGGCUUUCCUAUGUCUCCUACCCCAGAUGGACAUAUCAGGGCCUGGCACGAAAUGAACAAGCUGGAGUGCUGUUUUGGCCGCCCAAUUGCCCCAAGAACCCCAGCCCCGGCAAGCCUUGCUGCUUCACGAUCACACAGAAUGCUCAGCUGGCGGCACAAGCAGCAAGCCAGGGGUUCACCUGCCACCCCACAGCCACAGGAGACCAGAUCCUGCAGUACUGGGAGCUGACACUCACCAUUGGAGAAGUCAUAGCAGUCCUCGUCGGCUUCUACGCCUUCUUCCAUGUUGUGUCCUUCAUCGCACUGUCUGCUCUGUACCGCCAGAAGCGAUGA